GCAGUUCACCAUGAUAACCAUAGUUUCUGCAUAAAUACCAUAGCUGAGUUAUUGUUUCUGUAGUAAAAGUAUUCUGAGAGCUUCUUACACUAUUGGAAGCAGAUCCCAUAUUCAUUUAUUAGUAGUAACAAUUAUUGCAGUUACAGGUUACUAUGGUACAAUUUUGGGCUGUCAAAUUAAUAAUGGGUGUCACAAAAUUAGCAAAUAAUCAUGGCAUACUUAAACUAUUGUUAGAAUGGAAGAGAACACUUGUCGCUGACAAGAGCUUUAGGCAAUACUCCCUGGUGUUAGGUUAGGGUCACCGGGGUUAGGAAAAGCCCUGCAGCUAUUUAUAAGGUUUCACACAACCUGCACCUACCCUGCAGCAACUGUACAUACCAAGAAAUAACUGCUUUUGCAGUAUAAAUGAACUGUGUGUACAAGUGCUGAUCUUCAUUAGAGGUUUAGACAUAGAUCUUGACUAUGUCAUCUGAUCAUGAUCAAUAAACUUCCUCACUUCUAUGGUUCAAAGUUAGUUUACUGAGAAUUACUCCAGGACAGAACAUAUACAUGCUUAUAAGGCCUGUAUUCACGAUUUCUGCUAUAGCUUCUAUGUGUCUGCGAAUGGCAGCCUGCGUUCACACAGUUGUUCCAUGGCCACAAGCUAUGAACAGAAUGUGUGCUUGUUUUGACAUUAAUUUCCCUAAUUCCUGGUCUUAUUGCUUAAACAAUUGAAGGAAAAAGGUCACUAAUACUUCCUGUGGUUGGAGUACCACACGAGUAAGAUCCGUUCAUUUAAGGGUUCCCACACUAGUUACUUCCAGAGCUUUGGUGUUUGUCCUCCCCUGUAAGUAAUUUGUUUUUUUUUCUCUAAACUUUUGUGCUCUGUCUGUCUCUCUCUCUUUCUCUCUCUCUCAUAAAUGAUUGUAGGUGCUAAUAGCCAGUGUAGUUACUUCCAUGUGGCGUUAGGGACUAUGCUGCUGCUAGUAGCUCUGUGCCUGGUCUGUACACAUAAAACCACCUCCACCACAAACCAUAACCAGGACGCAAACAACAAACCACAGCUUGACUACGGCAGCCUGGCACUGCCCCAGCAGCAUAUUCCAUUCUAUCUGCACAACAACAAACUUGUAGCUAAACUCUGCAAAGAGGACCCACUUUGCCCUUUUAAGGAUGCUCUGCUGCACAGGAUGGCCUGCUGGGGCUAUGAAAGGAACUGCUCCCCAGAGCACAGGUUCAGCUAUCCUGUGUGUACCAGACUUGAUUCAGGAUGGGCUAGUUCUAUUCAGACUGCCCAGGAAUUGUUCUGGAAGCAGGCAGAUUUUGGCUAUGUGAGGGAGCGACUCAAUGAGAUGAAGACGUUGUGCAAGCCAUUGAGUCCUGGGGAUUCUUCUCUGAAGUGCACAAGUCAUAUGCGGUUCUGCAGGGCCACAAACCUUUACCUGGACUUGAGGAAUCCCCGCAGAGGUCAUGAGAGGUAUAAAGAGGAUUUCUUUAAAGAGGGUGAGAUUGGUGGUCACUGCAGCCUUAAUAGUCAAGCACUUGCCUCAGAAGGGACACACAAAAGUCCUCUUCAGUCUUGGUUUGCUGAGUUGCAGACAUACUCCAAGCUUGACUUUCUCCCCUCAGAUGACAGGCAUUGUGAUGUCAUAAUCGAUAGACCCACUGUCUUCAUGAAGCUGGAUGCAGGAGUAAACAUGUAUCAUCAUUUCUGUGACUUUGUUAACCUAUACAUCUCCCAACACCUCAACAAUUCCUUCAGCCGUGACAUAAACAUCGUCAUGUGGGACACGAGUGUGUAUGGAUAUGGAGAUUUGUUCAGUGAAACGUGGCGGGCUUUCUCGGAUUAUGACAUCAUCCACCUCAAAAACUUUGACUCUAAAAGGGUGUGUUUUAGAGACGCAUUUUUCUCUCUCCUUCCGAGAAUGCGAUAUGGCCUUUUCUACAACACCCCUCUUAUCUCUAACUGCCACAGUGAGGGGAUGUUCAGGGCGUUUUCCCAGCAUGUCCUUUAUCGACUCAAUGUCCCGCAAGAGGGACCAAAGGAAGGCCAAGUUCGUGUCACAAUGUUGGCAAGAAGCACUGAGUACCGUAGGAUAAUAAACCAGCAGGAGCUUAUAAAUGCCCUGAAGAUGGUGCCUUUAUUUGAGGUCAAACUGGUGGAUUACAAAUUCAAAGAGAUGUCGUUUCUGGAGCAGAUCCACAUCACACAAAACUCUGAUAUCUUUAUUGGGAUGCAUGGAGCCGGACUGACCCACCUCCUCUUCCUUCCCGACUGGGCCGUCAUAUUCGAAUUGUACAACUGUCAGGAUGAGAGCUGCUACCGUGAUCUGGCCCGACUGAGGGGAGUCCAUUACAUGACUUGGCAGGAAAAGGACAAAGUGUUCCCUCAGGAUAAGGGUCAUCACCCUACUCUUGGAGAACAUCCUAAGUUUACCAACUACUCUUUUGAAUUAGAGGAGUUCAUGCGGUUAGUCCUGCUUGCAGCUGGGCAUGUGACCCGGCACCCACAGUGGCGAGCAAAACAAGCCAGAGAUGAACUGUAGGCUAUAAGCCAGCAGAGCACACACAGAUAGCUGAACACACUUAGACUAACCCUCCACUCCUAAAACUGUAGCUAUGCUUUACCUACAAAUGUGUUUGAUAUGUGAGUGCACAUUUUAAAAUAACAAAAAGAAAAGAAAAACCCUGUGUUGUAUACAUAUAGUUUGCGCUGUUACUUAUGGACCCUUUUCACACGUCUGCUUUCGCCAAGUGGAAGUCGUCAUCGUUGGCUGAACUUGAAUGGCGGUGAAUGGGGGACCACAGCAAAUUACAAUUUUUCUUACCCGUUUGCUCCAACUGCAAAAGAAAAAAUCAACGAUUACACUUUCACAGCUUUGCAAAGAAGGUAAAAAUAUAGAGUGCUGGAUAAUAGCAGUAAGAAGAGAGAAACAGGCCAAAUUUUCUGUCACUUCCUCAGCAGCUGUGUUAGAAGCCUUGUCGCAGCUAUGGUAACUGAUUUUUUUAAACGUAUUCCAGGGUAAUAUAAUACAAAGUACAAUGUUAUAAAUUGACACUAAAUAUUUUUUAAAUUGGAAAUGUAAAAACUUUUCUACUUUUACGUUGUUAAAGAAGGUGGAAACACGUCAUAACAGGUCUGUGAAAAGGGUCCAUUCUCUGGCUGUUAAUGUCUGCACUUGGAGUUGCUGAGUAGCUUACUGAAAAGUGCACACCUUACACCUUAAUUGGCAGGCAUAUUAGUUUGAAUGAUCAUUUUUGGGUGUUUUACUAUACCUCGCUUUUUUUUUUUUUUUGUAAGGUUACACUGUUAUAGCUGAUUUUAGUGCAGUUUUAUUAUUUAUUUCAGAAUGUUUAUGGUUGUCAUUUCAAUACGGGAAGCAAAUUCAAGGUCAACAGAUCAUUUCAAGCUUGGAAGACAUAUUUUGGGUACUGAACUGCUGUUGAGUUUGCACAAAUUGUUGCCCAAAAUUAGGCUAGGACUCUUUGUGACUGUUUGUUGUGUUGUUGAUUACAUUGUAUAACAAUCAAGCCACAUUUAAAGCAACUUUUUAUAUUGCUUUUUUAUUAUUAAUGGAGAUGACCUAAGUUUCAUAUUUAUUACAAUGUCUGUUACUGUUUCCAUUUGUAGCCAGUGAAAAUUUUGUAAAGAAAACUAUGUUUAGGGAUCCAUGAAUCCAGUCCUUUUGCACUCAUUGAGGUAUUCGCUCAGUAUUGUUUUUUUAGGGUUUUUUUUUUUGUAUCAGUUUUUUUUUAAUCUUAGACACUAAAAACUGAUAUUUGAUAUGGAUUUGUUUGUUAAUUUUUAAGUUCUUUUUUUUUUUUUUUUUUUUUUAGUUUAGGUAAAUAUAUUUAAGAAUUUCCUAUUAUUAUGUUUUAAAGAAUAUAAUUUAAUUUGGGUUUUUGACCAUUUUGCAUUUUUAAGCUUUUUAAAAUAUUUUAAAAGGUCUUAUUAUACCAUUCUCACAUAC
Messenger RNA from Myxocyprinus asiaticus (Chinese sucker), 3950 nucleotides. RefSeq names its product EGF domain-specific O-linked N-acetylglucosamine transferase-like. Gene Ontology annotation, cellular component: endoplasmic reticulum lumen. The transcript has 15 exons. NCBI's taxonomy places the organism in Eukaryota, Metazoa, Chordata, Actinopteri, Cypriniformes, Catostomidae. Bases 900 to 2525 code for a protein of 541 amino acids. Gene Ontology annotation, molecular function: protein N-acetylglucosaminyltransferase activity. The record is from RefSeq and is a predicted model, not a curated record.